Molecule: messenger RNA, 4217 nt
Organism: Hipposideros armiger (great roundleaf bat)
Lineage: Eukaryota; Metazoa; Chordata; Mammalia; Chiroptera; Hipposideridae
Gene: ICMT
Product: isoprenylcysteine carboxyl methyltransferase
Exons: 5
Coding region: 111-965 (284 amino acids)
Biological process (GO): C-terminal protein methylation
Cellular component (GO): membrane; endoplasmic reticulum
Molecular function (GO): protein C-terminal S-isoprenylcysteine carboxyl O-methyltransferase activity
Source: RefSeq, a predicted model, not a curated record
GCGGGCCGCUCCUUCCCGGCCGGCGUCGGCAGCGCAGUGCGCAGGCGUGGCGGGCGGGUUUCCCCUGGCUACCGCCGGCGCCGCCGCCCGCUGCUCAGCCGCCCGGCGCCAUGGCGGGCUGCGCGGCGCGGGCUCCGCGGGGCUCCGAGGCGCGCCUCAGCCUCGCCACCUUCCUGCUGGGCGCCUCGGUGCUCGCGCUGCCGCUGCUCACGCGCGCCGGCCUGCAGGGCCGCACCGGGCUGGCGCUCUACGUGGCCGGGCUCAACGCGCUGCUGCUGCUGCUCUAUCGGCCGCCGCGCUACCAGAUAGCCAUCCGGGCUUGCUUCCUUGGCUUCGUGUUUGGCUGCGGGGUGCUGCUAAGUUUUAGCCAGUCUUCUUGGAAUCACUUUGGCUGGUACAUGUGUUCCCUGUCGUUAUUCCACUAUUCUGAGUACUUAGUCACAGCAGUCAACAAUCCCAAAAGUCUGUCCUUGGACUCCUUUCUCCUGAAUCACAGUCUGGAGUACACAGUCGCUGCUCUUUCUUCUUGGAUAGAGUUCACACUUGAAAACAUCUUUUGGCCAGAACUGAAGCAGAUCACCUGGCUCAGUGCCACAGGCCUGCUGAUGGUGGUCUUUGGAGAAUGUCUGAGAAAAGCGGCAAUGUUUACAGCUGGUUCCAAUUUCAACCACGUGGUGCAGAAUGAAAAAUCGGAAACCCAUACUCUGGUGACAAGUGGAGUGUACGCUUGGUUCCGGCAUCCUUCUUACGUUGGGUGGUUUUACUGGAGUAUUGGAACCCAGGUGAUGCUGUGCAACCCCGUCUGUGGCGUUGGCUACGCGCUGACAGUGUGGCGAUUCUUCCGCGAUCGGACAGAAGAGGAGGAGAUCUCAUUAAUUCACUUUUUUGGAGAGGAGUACCUGGAGUAUAAGAAGCGGGUCCCCACCGGCCUGCCUUUCAUAAAAGGGGUCAAGGUGGAGCUAUGACAUGCCGGGGGCCAGGGGGCCUCCCACUCCGUGCAGCCCAGGACAGAAGGGCCUCUGGUUGGCCGCUCUGCAGAAUGACUUUUCUUAAUCAUUUUAUAUGUCAUCAGUUACUCUUCUGGAAUACCACUCAAGACCAGAUGGUCAGAAGGCCUUCGGACCAGAGGACCCCACCACCGGAGCAAUCUGUCGUGGGCUGAAUCAAGCGAAGAUGUGGGUUAAGAUGGACAAGGAGCAAACAACAGCAAUAUUCAACAGUGCCCUCCAGAAGUGCCCGGUGUGAGCCCAGGCCACAUGCCAUCCCUUCGAGGCCACUGUGCAUUUAGGCUGAAACCAAGACCCCUAGGGAGAGGCAGACUCAUUACCUGAGUAAGACUUCUUCAGCAGGAGGGGGGCUGUGGGCUUCAGUGCUUUUUAGAGUUAGAAACACAUUCACAAUCUUUAACCGGAAAUCACACACGGCACAGCUUAACCUCCUCCUUUCUGUCCUUAAGUGCAUGAGCAUCUACAGUUUUAAAGACACUUCCUUAUAAGGCACUUUGGCCCUUCCUAUAUUUAAUCGUAUUUACAUAUCUAUUUUUUAUAAAUAGCAGUAUAUAAAUUCAAAGGGGACUUGGUGGUUAUAGCCCCAACUUUUGCUUCGCAGAAAGGAAGCAUCGACACCCAGACACCAAUUUGGCCAAGUGGCUUUGUGUCACCAGGGCACUCAGGGCCAGGGAGACCGUGGGCCCCUGUGGCUUUUCUGGGGUCCUGCUUUUCUUCUAAGAGGGUCUGUUAUCAGUGACAGACAUGUCAAAGAUGUGUCAUUUGUCCUUUAUCCCAGAAAUUCUUACUGAGCACCUGCUCUGUGCAAGCCACAGUUAACCGCUGAGAAAUACUGCUCUCCAUUUAUUUGGGAUUUUAGCAUUUUACCAUAGCCUAUAGUUCUAUGUAUUCACUUAAAUCUAUUAACUGUUGAUUUCUAUGUUCUGUUCUCAAAACUUCAUCGUCCCUGAUGCCAUUUCAAACUGUCUUCCAGGGGUUUGAGAGCGAUCACAACUACAAAAUUCAACCAAGUCGACUCGAGAGUCUUAAAUAGAGCAAAUAAUCCCAACUGAGAUUUAGUCAUAUUUUUGUUUUUCACAUUUGGGGAGAGUGGUUGGCUUUGAGUCAAACAUACACUUUAAAGACCCGUGUUUAAUUCUGGACUGGAUGGGAACUUGGUCUCAGUGCGCCCCCUUUCCAUGCAGUCUGUGGUGGCAACAAGGGUAUGUGAAUGUGACAGCAGCGGCAGCCCCUGGCCGGAGCACAGCCCUGCUGCCACGCCAUGCCACGCCACGCCACGCGGCUUCCCAGGAGCCACGUCACCUUUCCGUGCCUAGACCUCCCCAUCUGUAGAAUGGGGUCAAUACCACCUACCUCACGGGUGUCGUGAAGACUUAGAAGAAGGCCGUCCAAUGUUUUCAACAUACAGAUGAGAGAGAUGACAUACAUGGAAUCUACACUGUAUGAGCGUUACCCAAAAGUGGACGCUUGGUUACCUGUACCAGGUACUGGAAACGUGUUCUAAAGAGCAUUUUACCAACUCAAAAUAGUACUGAUUUCUAGAGUUCAUGGCCUAAUUCAUUUUUUCUUUAUUGUAUGUACCAAAGAGCUUUACGGGUUUGUUGAUUUCCGGCAUGACGCUUGCUGGUGUGAGAGGGCGAGACCCAAGCGGCAGCCCUCAGGAGGGUGGUGCAGUCAGACUGGCGAGGCCACUGCCAGAGCCCUGGGCAGUGGCUUCCUCGGGCGUGAACACGCCCGGUGGGAUGUCAGCAUGCACUUAACUUGGCAAACUCGAGUCGGAUCGGUUCUAAACUGUUCUGCAGACCAUGCUGAGCUAAGUAGACGCCACUUAGUAGGACUGCAAAAUGGAAAGGGGUGGCUGGGGCUUGGCAGCCAUCCCCGGGUCCUUGAGGGCAACUUCUUUCUUGCUUCAUCGAGCAGACUCAGCUUUACUGACACUUCUGGGGGCUGUGAAGUUGUCUUUUGAAUAGGUGGCGAGCCGCUGAGGAUGGCCCUGGCUUUGUGGAUGGGAAGUCACAGGUGGUGGAUUUGACCUUCCUCCACUUACCUGCCUGCAGUGCCAGGUGCUCAGAAGAUAGGCCUUGGUGUUGGGCAGUGACAUGCUGCCCUUAUGCCACCUGGGGCUCGCCACCUGAGGCUAGGUAUUCUGCUCUGCUUUAAAGAGCAAGUCGUGGGUGGGGGUGGUGAGAACGCUCACCCCCUGAUUUGUAAUCCCAGGGCAGAAGUCGGCAAUUACUUAGGGAUAAAAGAUGAACUAUUUAGGGCAGGGUUUGGCAAGUGAUUGACUUUCAUCUGGUCCUGAGAUCUUCAGAUUAUUUUUAACUGUAUAAAUUUAGCAGUGACAGCGUGCACGGCAGAGAAUCAGGUUAAUGAGGUACAUGCUUCCUGUUAUUCCCGAAAGCUUUUUGGGUAAAGGCCACGUCCCCAGUUCCCUCAAAUUAAGAAACUGUCAGGAGAUUUGGUUUUCCACUGCAGGUUUUAAAGUGGAGAUUCUUAAGUGGAACAUAGGCACUGCACAGAACAAAGCUGUUUUUGAAGCGGUCUAAAAUGAAACCUUUUUUUACAAGGAUUUUAUAAGGACUUGCAGGCUGGGCUGAGAAUGGCACUUUACAGGACAGGGAGUAGUAGGGUGAGCCUUGCGGAAAGCAAAAGGCAGCGUACCCCACCGUCCGGCACUGGCGUGACUCACUCCUUGAGCCUAAAAGUAAACUAUGAAUCCCUUCCAUCCAUUUCACACUCUGGGUAAUGACACGACGGGGGAAAUAGCCCUAAGCCAAUACUUGCGUCAGUAGGUGAGGCUCCGUAGGGCCUUGGCCACAGCUCAUUUUGGUAGCAGUCCCUCCGCAAGCCCGUCCCUUCUCUGCACUUUCUUACUGCCUUAGGUAGUUGAGCGCUCCCACCGAUUUUGCUUCUGUAGUGACCUGGUGAGGUUAGGCGGCCUCGGCAUCGCCAGCAUGGUGGGAGACGCUUGCUCUCUGCACUGCUAUGAAAGCUUGACGCCUGCCCUGGGCCUGGAAGACUGGCCCCUGGGAGUGGUCCCAGGCGCUUGCUCUUGGGAAGCUGUCCAUAGCUAGGAGAGUUCCUUAAUGGAGUAAUUAUUCUACUCUUCUUUUUACAUGCAGAAAUGUUUAUUUAAAUAUUUUAAAUUGGAUUUUCUUUUCACAGAUACUGAUUCUUUCCAAUUCUUAAAUAAAACUGCACUUGAUUUCA